This is a messenger RNA of Cydia pomonella (codling moth), 1348 nucleotides long. RefSeq lists its product as uncharacterized. Gene Ontology annotation, molecular function: DNA binding. The record is from RefSeq and is a predicted model, not a curated record. Gene Ontology annotation, cellular component: transcription regulator complex; nucleus. Gene Ontology annotation, biological process: regulation of transcription by RNA polymerase II. The transcript is spliced from 2 exons. Lineage: Eukaryota; Metazoa; Arthropoda; Insecta; Lepidoptera; Tortricidae. The coding region runs from base 503 to 1219 and encodes 238 amino acids.
AAAAAAAGAUCAAUGACAAAAAUCAAAAUCAGUUCAAGUUCAUAGCAAAAAGGAAGAGCUCAUUCAGCAAUUUUAGCAUUACUAUAGGACAAUCUAUAUACAUUCAGUAAUUCAUUAAGUGUAAGGCCUGACUGGACGCUCGAAGCGGAGCGUUCAGAUUUGCCCGGGCGUGCAACAUAGCGUUGGGCUCACAAGUGAUUUGAGCAGCGUGCACGUGCACUAAGGCCGUUUCUAUACGUUUGCAUUUGUUUAAUAUGCACGCCGCACGCCCCGCCCCACUGCACGCCCAUCUUUAGCGUCCACUCAGGCCUUAUACUAAUAGUUCUAACUUAAUUAUAAAAAACGUUUUCAAUGAAUAACAGUAGACUUGUUUCCAGUCUCAACUUGAAUCCACAAAUUUUGGGUACCCUACCGCGGCCAUCUUGGCGCUUCAACCGCCGCGUCCCGCCGCGCGUCAGUCGCCCGUCGCCCGCCCGUGUGCGAACCCGCGCGUUUUUUUACGAUGCAGUUCGAGUACGACCCUGAACGCCUCAUAGAAGAGGUUAAGAAGCGGCCCGGCAUUUGGGACUUCGACAAUGUGGAAUACAGGACGAAGAAUACGAGGCAUAAGCUGUGGAAUGAAGUCGUUAAUGAACUGUUGCAGACGAACGUCAAGGUGUCGAAGAGCGAAAUGCGCGAGCUAGAACUACAGCUGCAAAAGAAAUGGAAGAGCAUUCGCGACUGCUUCCAGAAGUACAUCGCGAACCCCAACCGAACUAGACGCCCGUAUUUAUACUGUAAGCAACUACAAUUUCUGCUCAAAGACCAGGAUUUACCCGCAGAAAAUGCAACAAGCGAUUCUGAAGAGGGUCCUAAGUUCAAGGUAAAGAAGAGGCGAAAGAUCUGGAAGCAGAAAGCGCCUAGAGAAGAGGAAGAUACAACAGAAGAGGAUGAAAAUUUUGACGAGGAUAAUAGAUCUAAUAACUCAGAUGACGAUGUGACGGUAGAGAGCCCUGUUACGAAAGUCACAAAGUGCAAACCGCCUGAGGAAUUUGUUUUUGCAAAUGUUGAUCUGCAGCCAGCGAAGGAGGGAGAGGACCCUGAUAAGUUGUUCUUCUUGUCUUUAUUGCCCCAUUUCAAGGCCAUACCUGAAGAGUUUCGAUUAAAUGUAAAGAUGGAGUUGAUGCAAGUAUUGCAAAAUGCUCACUACAAUACCGCACGCAGUAACAAACUGAUUUAAUUUGAGGUUCGUGACUAGUUUUAAUUAAUUAUUUCGUACAUUCGCAAGUAAAUUUUAAUGGGUGAUUCUGUUAAGUGAUAUUAGUUAUGUUACACAAUAACGUGUGUAAAAUAAAUGUAUGGCUGUAGG